Molecule: messenger RNA, 3253 nt
Organism: Leptomonas pyrrhocoris
Lineage: Eukaryota; Euglenozoa; Kinetoplastea; Trypanosomatida; Trypanosomatidae
Exons: 1
Coding region: 1031-3253 (740 amino acids)
Source: RefSeq, a predicted model, not a curated record
GCAAUUCUUCGACCUCGUUCUUUCGUGGCGUUUGAGUUGACGGUAGUUCAGAUUAGCGGGAUUUUUUUUCCACGUAGUCAGCACCUCAUCCUCUGGUCCACCUCUUCUCGUAGAAACGCGAGACAACACGAGGCGCCGCAGCUCUGUGAGAAUACGCAUGUGCAGAACAGUUCGACAGAAAAGAAAGCUACCCAUUUUAUAUCACCUUCUUUCGCUGUCGCAUAUCUCUUCCUUCUUUUUAUUAUAGCUGCACUGUGUCUGACCACAGGGGCAAACUAACGACCGCACUCUUGAGUCCGCACGAUCACGGUGCGAUCACCUUUUUUGUUGUUGUUUUCUUCCGCUUUUGUCUAUUUUUUGCGAGUCGGUGCGUGUGGCACUCUUAAUUUCAUUUUCCAUUUCGGCUACAGUUCUUCCACCUCAUUGUACUUGUACCAACCUCAAUACUUUCUUCCCGUUGUUCGCGGUGUUGUGCACAGGCCCUUCUGCUUCUUUUAGUUUUUCUUUGCUGUUCGCCUGCUUCCCAAAGAAUGCGCUAGUGAACAGCCACGACCACAGCAUCAGAGAAAGAAAGAAGCAACACUUUUCUGUUCCUGUCUUCCGUGGUGCUCUUCCAACUUCGACAGCAGGAGCGAAAAAAGGCUGUGAUUUUUUCCCUUCCGACGGCGCCUUCACAUGCGUUGAGAAGGCAAACGAAGAGACAAAAAGAAUAGACGCGUUCGUGAGCAAGCGAACGCGCACACCUUUUUUUUUAGCCCGUCUUCUACCGCCCGCGUUCUAAUUUGUUUGUGUCCGUUGAAAGGACAGCGUGAGAAAACAGGAAAGUCCUUGAUCGCAUCCGCGCGCGGAAGAGCUUGCGACGGAGCGAGAUUCCUGCGUGGGGCUGCGUUUAGCCUCACCUGCGUGGCACUUGCUCUUUCAUUGCGUACCACACGGCGGAUAGAAGCCGUGUGCGAGCUGUCGUUCUCGUAUCUGGUCGGGGCAUCGGUUAGGAAAGGCGAAGAGAGCACAUUAAAAGGCAAAAGAGGAUAUGAACAGCAUGAAGCGCCGGCCAAGCUCCUCCACUCCGCAGGGUGCGACGAACGGCACUCCGUCGGGGCGUGGGCCGCCGCCGCCGCUGCCGCUUCGCACGCCGCACGAGAGACUCUUUCACGACACCUACGGUCGAUCUGCUAGUGUCGCGGCCCCCUUCAAUGGCGGUGGAGGCGGAAGCGAUGACGCCGUAUUCCGCGGGGAAAAGAGUGGAGGCCGCUCUUAUCACCAGGACAUCACACGGAGCUCUUCCCAAUCGCGGCAGCCACCCCUGUCGAAUGGAGAUGCCGCGGCGAAUGCUGCAAAAGACGGCGCAGUCCCCAGUCGCCGCCGCAACAGCGCAGACGCCAUCGCCUUUCAAUACUACGCACACCACCACCAGCAGCGGCGCCAACGCCUGCAGGAGUCGACUAAUCAACCUGACACAUCGGCCACACCGGUGAAACUGCAGGCGCCGCAGCCGCAGCGACAGGACUUUCCCAACGGCCGUGGCGUCUCCACGCCGACAACGGCCGAGACGCGCGGUCCACCGACACCGUCGAAUGAGCGCAGCGUUCCCCCCCAACGCGUGUCGCGGCAACCACAACAUCAGCGGGGGGUCAGCAGCGCAAUGACCGCCACGCAGCGCGCCGCCUCCGCGACUCAGGCCCCGCUGACGCCGACGAUGACGGGGACACCCAUUCAGAACACGUCGACGUCGUUAGGGCCGUCUCCUCCCCCGCGGGAGGUGGCGGCGGAGACGGCAGAGCUGAUGGAAGGCGCGUCUGCUCCUCGUGCGUGGGCCGCGCAGCUGACGGCAUCGCAGCAGGAGCACUGCAGCAACCUGAUGCAGACGCUGACGCGGCUUCCCUUCGCCUUGGCGCGCGAAAUGCUCGCUGCUGCUGCUCGCCAGUACGAGUCACACCGACUGCUGCACUACUACGGGGGCGUCUGCGCACCCAGCGACUUGAGGGGCGAAGGCGUGAAGGGGGAGGAAGAGGUGCUUUCCACCGCGUCCUCGCCGUCCCCCGCCGCGCAGGAGCGUCAAGAAAGCACAAGAGGCGGCCGCGCUACUCUGCUGGAGACGCUGCAGCGCCAAGUGGACCGUCAGCAGCGCACCGAUUUCUCGUCAGAGACGCCGUCUGCUAAAAUGGGCGAAAGCGGCGCGCGUUACCCAUCACAGUCGCGAGGGCAAGCGCAGGGCAGCACUUCCCCAGCACGAGCUUCCGACACAGCUGCCGCUGCUCCUGGUCCCACAGGAACCACCUCCAAACAACGCGCACACGAGCUGCAGGGCAAUCUGGAAGGCGCAAGAAAGUCCACCGGCGACGUUCGUCGACCUCGCAACGCAUCCGCAGGCGGCCGCGCCCCACGGCAACUUCGCAGCCGAGUCAUGGCCAGCCGCGUCAGCGCAGCACGUUGCGGUUGCAACAAUGCCUCCCGUGACGGCUCAUCUGCUGCGGCCGUGCGCCGCUCUCCGCACCCCGUACCGGAGUUUUUGCGGACGAUAAAGCCGCCGCACCGCCACGGGCUCGGCGGAGCACCGCCGCCGGUUUUUUCGCCGUCCACGCCGCACACCCCUGCCGCGACAGAGGCGGCUCUCGAGAAGGGUACCGCCUUUAAGAGCUCGCCCCUCUCGCCCAUGAAAGAAAGCCGUUCCUCCCCCCAGAUGCUGCAGCGCGGUCGAAAUCGCGAUGGCUCGCACGCUUCUUCCCCUUACGUCACUUCGCAGGAGCCGGUGCACCGUGUGGUGCCCGUCCCCGCACUAUCUGAAGACGCCUUUCGCGCGAUGGGGCUUGACACUCCCGGCGUGGAGUUGUCACCGGGUGCGGCAGCUGCACGGCGAGUGUAUUGGGAGCAGCAGCAACAGCAGCAGCAGCAACGUAGUCAAAGUGGCGAUCCGCACAAUUUCUCCAACUUUAACCUCCACGCCGGCGAUGGUCACGUCGUUGCACCGCGUUAUCCAGAGAGUGUGUCGACGGAUAACGUCACUCGCUAUGCCCCGCUCCACCAGCACCGCGAAUUGGAGAGCGUCUCGCUCGACGACUCCGUUCUCCGCAGCGAUGCGCAUUUCCUUCCGAGUGCGGCGGUCGUGCCGCGCGAGAGUCUGGAGGCCAUACCGACCGCUACAGCACCGUCGGCGGUCAGCGGCAACACCACCAACUCACCGCCGCCCGUCUCUUCCCACGGUGCGAUGACGUCUCUCACACAACAGCUGACACCGCCAUCCGCGCAGCACUAA